AUGACGAGCAUUGACGACCUCUUCAAAAGCGCAAAUGGCUCCGCAAAGCGCAAGUUCGAGAAUCCAAACGAAGCCGACCCAACCCAAUCCUAUAAAUCCGCAAAACUCGACGUAAAUGGUGACGCCAAAGGCGCAGUCCAAGCCUCAGUAGCCGAUGAAGACGACGAAGACGAAGCGGGGCCCUCGUUACCACCCGAUUUUGAAGAAGGACCUGGCGACGAUGACGAAGGACGGUUCUUUGGCGAUGGCCUGGAUGAGAAUGCGCGGGAUGCUAUGGAAUACAUUGAUGCGCAAGACGGCGACGAGGCGAUAGGGGAGGAAAAGUAUGACGUGCCAUGGGUGCGCAAGCUGGCGCUCAACUUUGAAAAGAAGGUCAACAAGAACGCAUCGCUGCGCGCAAAGUACGAGGACGACCCAACAAAGUUCAUGGAGUCUGAAGGCGAUCUGGACGAGGGAAUAAAGGCGCUCAGCAUACUUUCAGAGCAUCCGGAGCUAUACGAGGAGUUUGCGAAAAGCACCGCGGCGUCCAAGCUGGUGGAACUAUUGGCGCAUGAGAACACCGACAUUGCAAUCGCAGCGAUUGAGAUGAUAUCCGAGCUCACAGACGAAGACGUUGGAGGAGAGCAAGAACAAUGGGAUGCGCUCGUUACCGCAUUCAUGGACGCCGAUCUAUUCAGUCUACUCAUAUCGAACUUCUCCCGCUUCGACGAGAGCGAUGAGGCCGACGCAUCAGGCGUCUACAACUCCCUCAGCGUCAUUGAGAACCUACUAUCACAACCUACAUACACCGACAUAAUAGGGCGGGAAACUGCUCUACUGAAAUGGCUACUAGACAGGAUACAAAAGCCCGAGAAACCAACCACCCAGAACAAACAAUACGCCUCCGAAAUCCUCUCCAUCCUCACCCAAUCCUCGCGACCGAACCGAAACCACGUAGCCGACGCAAACGGUGUCGAGAUCUUCCUCACAAACCUUGCGCCGUACCGAAGAGACGACCCAGAAAAGGAUAGCAAUGAAGAGGAAUACAUGGAGAACCUAUUCAACUGUCUAUCCUCCAUAACAGAAGAACCCCUAGGAAAAGCCAAGUUUCUAGAAGCAGAGGGUGUGGAGCUCUGUCUCCUCUUUGUCCGAGACGGCAAGACGAGCAAGAGCCGUGCCUUGAAGGUAUUAGACCACGCCUGCGGCUACGCAGAAGAAAGCACUGCACCACAAACAAACGGCACUUCAAAAGGCAAGGAACCAGUACAAGAAAGCACACUUAACAGCGCAACAGCCGUCUGCACUAAACUCAUCGACUCGCGCGGUCUCAAACCCCUCUUCAGCACAUUCUCCAAAACAAACAACACGAAAAAAUCUCACAACGAUCCCCAACAAACCGAACACAUCCUCGGUAUCUUCGCCUCUCUCCUGCGCUCUCUACCCGGUAAUUCAGACACCCGUUUCCGCCUCCUCGCCAAAUUCCUCGAAAAGGACUACGAAAAGAUUACAAAACUAGUCUCCCUACGCAGAGACUACGUCACCCGUCUCUCCGCCUUUGACCAACGGUUAGCCGAGAAGCGAAAAGCACUCAGCAAAGACGAGCUGGAGAGCUUCGAGCUAGAGAAUAUUCCUGAGCGGCUGAGCGAGGGCUUGUAUUGUCUGGAGAGGAUCGAUGCCGUGUUGGCUUGGUUGGUGGCUGAGGAUGCGGGUGCCAAAGUGGCGAUUGAGAAGGCGUUGGGGGAGCGGGAUGAAGGGCUGGGGGAUGUCAAGAGGACGUUACAGGCGCAGCUUGAUGGCGUUUUGGCUGUUGAACCGGCUGAGAAGGACAUGUUGGAGACGCUGGUGGGGUUCUUGUAA
Molecule: messenger RNA, 1836 nt
Organism: Alternaria arborescens
Lineage: Eukaryota; Fungi; Ascomycota; Dothideomycetes; Pleosporales; Pleosporaceae
Exons: 1
Coding region: 1-1836 (611 amino acids)
Cellular component (GO): spliceosomal complex
Source: RefSeq, a predicted model, not a curated record